AUGGGGAAAAAUGGUAGAUUUGGCAAGGGCUAUGGAGCCAUCGUUGGAAAGGACACAAAAUCGCCUCUUAGAUGGAAAGGCCCCGGCUUCUCCAAGAAAGCAGAGCCAGCCAAAUCAAAGCGAGCCAUCCAGGAUGAGGAAACGAACUCAAGUGCCAUUUCGGAAGCCGCCCUACCGGUCGAACUGCAACAGCUCCUUCUUAACAUUUACAGAGAUACUUUUCCUGGAGUUCUUGCAUCUGACACCCUGCAAGCCUUGUUACAGGAAGUAAAAAAGGCAUUGUACGAAAGAGACUUCACCAAAGCUUUCGGCAAGGAGGAAUUUCUUGAAGCGUACUCAAUUCGAUGGAGUCCCAGCAGAACCCUCUGUUAUCAGUCCAUCUUGGUAGAUCUCCUCGAGCACCUUACAGAGAUCUCCCCAGUCUGCAGAAUAACCCCACCAGAGUUGGAAGAUGGGUCGGCUGGAGACGAUGCGUCCCCCAUGGGUGUUACUUGUUUCGGUGGAGGUGCUGCAGAAGUCGUUGCUUUCGGUGGCUUUCUCCGCUAUUUGCAGGAUACCAUGCUUCGGAGUACUGGAGAAGACGUGCUCGCAGCCUCGGAAGGACUUGACAAGCUCUCUCUUCAGGGAAAGGGACAACAAAAUGACUUGAAUCAGCAGUCAUCGCCGGAGCAUGGCCUUUCAAAUCCUGACAGAUCGCCUGGGAUUGAUCUGUGUCUGGUCGAUACCGCUCAAUGGCAGGGAGUUGUCCGCAAACUUCAUGAUAGCUUCACCACGCCACCUCCUUUAUCAAAAUACGCCAGCUCCUCAGCGAAAGAAGCAAACGAAGCACUUACGGCAAACACCAAUUUCAAAGUUACUUUCCGACAAGACAACGUACUGGGAAUGAGCGGAAGCGAACUUGUUGAUGUCGCUGGUGGACGACCAAUGCUUGUGACCUUACUUUUUACACUGAAUGAAUUGUAUACCUCGUCGAUUGGGAAGACGACGGCUUUCCUGUUGAAUUUGACUGCGGCUGUCACAUCCGGCUCAUUGUUACUUGUCGUCGAUAGCCCUGGCAGCUACUCAGAGACUACCGUCGGGACUGAAGCCAAAAGGUAUCCCAUGUACUGGCUGCUUGAUCACACCUUACUCGAGACGCAAAAGUCAAGGGGUAGCGAAAGCGUUCCAGAGUGGGUGAAACUGGUUUCUGAGGACUCGAAAUGGUUUCGAAUUCCAGAAAGUAUUCGGUAUCCGAUCCCAUUGGAGAACAUGCGUUAUCAGAUGCACCUUUAUCGCCGGGUGUAA
This is a messenger RNA of Hyaloscypha bicolor E, 1284 nucleotides long. RefSeq lists its product as uncharacterized. The transcript has a single exon. Lineage: Eukaryota; Fungi; Ascomycota; Leotiomycetes; Helotiales; Hyaloscyphaceae. The record is from RefSeq and is a predicted model, not a curated record. The coding region runs from base 1 to 1284 and encodes 427 amino acids.